AGGAAGUUUUUAAAGAUAUUUCAUUCCUUCGAAUCGAAUAUUUACUCACUGUAGUCUCUUUUCUCUCUUAGUACUAUUCCAUUAAUUUCGUUUUAUUUCGCUUUUCGCACAUCAAACAAGUUUUAGCCUUUAAUAGUGAAAAGAUACUGUGUAGACUAUGUUUCCUUUGCCUGUUUAAUGGACGAAACAAACAAAAACAAAUCGACAAUAAUGUUCAUUCAACACAUAUGACGUGUUUUUAGUGUUUUUUUAUUUUAUCAAUUUCUGUAUUUUAAUUGAUUUUAAUCAACUGAAUUGAAAUUUUAAUCAAUAAAUACAUUUCGAUUCAAGGAGAGGCAGAAAUCUUCAAUAUGGUUUACGUUACAGGAGAUGGGACUAUUGUGGAGAAGACUCCUUUCAGUUUCAUGGGCUGGUUCUGGGCCUUGCUGAACUUCUUCUCAUUGUUGUUCCACACCCUGAUAGAUUCUAACUAUAAUAAACAUGGCAAAAAAUACACAAGGGAUUUCAGACCACCAGGAAGUGGGCCUCCUAAACCACCAACCAAAAAGUUUGGGGGCUUUGGUCCAUCUGGCUCUGGGCCCUCACCACCACCUAUGGGAGGCUGCGGCUGUGGUGGAUAAUGGAUGUCUUCAAAGCUGUGAUAACAUUUCAAUAUUAACAAUACCUUAAAAAAACUAAUAUUGUUUUAUGCAUCUCAAUGUAUGAAAAAAACAACAUUUUUUACCUAUCUUUAUUUAAACAUUUGAAUUAUAUACAAUUUUAAACAGCAAAAUAAAGAAAAAAAUAUAUUAUUAUAAUAUGACGUAGUGGAGGCUGAUUACGUCAAUUUAACGAAAUAAAUACUUAAGGAGUUCGCCUUUUUAUAAUUAACUUAAUGAUUAACUAUUAUCGUUUCGUUGUUCUAUAAAAACAUUAUGUACAGAUUAACAAAAAUUGACAGGCACCUAAUUAUUAUUUUUGAAAAUAACUCUGAAAACAAAAUGUGUAUACAUAUGUAUUAUAUACACUAAGUUAAUAUUCGGAAUACGACAAAUUGCGGCCAUGUCAUAGAUUUAAACAUUUACAUUUAAAGUUGUCAUUAAAAAGGAAUGAAGGUAUAUGUAAAGAAAAAAAAUCUGUCGACGUGUACCUAUUAAAACAAAUAUUAAUGGCGUUGAAUUAACUAUUUAUAUAAGUUAUAUCCUAAAAUUAUUCAUUUGGAACAGAUAAUUCAUUAUUUGUAAGUUUUUAAUCUCAAUAAUGUAAUGAAUAAAUGUAAAAUUCAAAUUUACUUGUAUAAAAUAAAUAUAUAAUUAAUCUUAAGCUUC
Bombyx mori (domestic silkworm) is the source of this 1307-nucleotide messenger RNA. Its product is annotated as selenoprotein K. The coding region runs from base 351 to 620 and encodes 89 amino acids. The transcript has 4 exons. The record is from RefSeq and is a predicted model, not a curated record. Lineage: Eukaryota; Metazoa; Arthropoda; Insecta; Lepidoptera; Bombycidae.